AUGCGAGGAGAUGACCUCAUCGACAGGAGGAGCGACAGGUCGAAAGAGGCCACUGAUAAGAAUGGGGUUUGGCGACCGACGUUGGAAAGUGUUAAUUUGCUCAAGCCUCGGACUUUCAUGAAUCGCUCUGGGCAGGUCCUCGUUGUGUGUGAUGAUUUGACUAUACCACUGGGACAACUGAGAAUGAAACCAGGUGGUAGUAGCGGUGGGCAGAACGGUUUGGAUAGCAUCAUAAAAGUAACGCGUACGGAGGAGGUGGCACGUCUAAGGAUAGGCAUGGGGAAGAGAAUGAUAGGUGGCAGCUUGGAAAAGGUUAAACCUAGCUUAGCUCUGGGCAAGCUCAAUGCUGAGGAACAGGCUCUCUUUUAUGAGGUCUCCAAGUAUGCUGCACAGGUCAUCCGGGUUUGGCUCUUUCGUGGCUUCGAUUUAGCUGCCAACUUGGCAAACACUAUCAAGUUGGAUAGACGGGAUGAGAGGGCUUGA
Molecule: messenger RNA, 483 nt
Organism: Perkinsus marinus ATCC 50983
Lineage: Eukaryota; Perkinsozoa; Perkinsida; Perkinsidae
Product: Peptidyl-tRNA hydrolase, putative
Exons: 5
Coding region: 1-483 (160 amino acids)
Molecular function (GO): peptidyl-tRNA hydrolase activity
Source: RefSeq, a predicted model, not a curated record